CUAUAGGACCCAUUAUUGGUGGUUAUCCUCCUCUCAUUGGUCGUGGGCUUAAUGGUCGCCAGUUUUCAAGGAGCGAUAAAUAUUAUCUCGGAUCCGUGAACAACCUGAGAGGAGAUCGCAUUCAAAUGUUCCCAAAUUAAUUUGUCAAAGAAGUUGAUGGCAACUGCAAUUUCUUCCAUAUUAAGCCCAAGAAUGAACGGAAUGUAGGCUUAAAGUAAGAAGCAGAUGUGAGGACUUUGAAUUCAGUGCAGCCUGCAGAUCUGAUGGCAGCAGAGACUGUUCAGUCAUUCCUAGAAGUCAAGCAAGAAAUGGAGAGAGGGACACUUGAUCAUCACCAACCCACAUAUAGAAGUGUAGCAGAAAGUGUCCAUUUAGUCCCAGAAGAUAUGAUCAAGCAAGUAGCAGAGAGAGGGGCAUCAAAUCCUCUCAGAACAAUGGAUAGGAGUGCAGCAGAAGGUGUUCAGUCAGUCCCAGAAGAUAUGAUCAAGCAAGUAGCAGAGAGAGGGGCAUCAAAUCCUCUCAGAACAACGACUAGGAGUGCAGCAGAAGGUGUUCAGUCAGUCCCAGAAGAUAAUGUCAAGCAAGAAGUUCAGAGCAGGACCUUGAGUUCACUGCAUUCUACAGAUAUGUGCAUAGAAACAACCCUAGGACAUACUAACAAACAAGAAAUGGAAAGUAAAACCUCCAGAGAUGAAACUGCCCCAUCAGUCCCAGAACACAGUAUGCAAAAAGCAGAGAGUUGGACCUUACAUACUUCGCAAUCUCCAAAUAGGAGCUCAACAGAAACUAUUCAAUUUGUUGAAGGAGUUCUCAUCAAGCAAGAGGUUGAUAGCAAUGUCAUUCAUUACCUGUCACCCAUGAAUGAAUUCAUUCCAUCAGUCAUAGAAGUUCUCAUCAAGGAAGAAGCAGAGGCCUUUUCAACCGUUGGAGAGAAAAUCGAUCAGUUACCCCUCAAAACCAACAUCAAGCAAGAACCUACAGAAGAAAGUGAAGAGGAAGGUGUUCCAUCAAGUCUAGAAGGUAAAAUCAAUCAUGAAGUGGAUAGUACAACCCAUAAUCCUGUGUCAAGUACUGAUGGAGACAAGGAAUCUGAACAUCCUACAUCAGAAGGUGAUAUUGUUAACAACGAACAAGAGACGGUAGAACGUGGAGAGUCAAUCAACAGUGGAGGUAAAUCUCAUCUUUGCUCACAUUGCGGCAAGGUGUUUUCCACAAAAGAUCAACUCGACAUUAAUCUGAGGAUACAUUUUGGAGAAAAGCUACAUCAGUGUCCAUGUUGCAGUAAGAGAUCAUGUCAGGCCAGUCAUCCCCUUCUCCACGUGAAAUCACAUGCAGGAGAAAAGCCAUAUGAAUGUUGCUAUUGUAAGAAAGGAUUUUUACGGAAAAAUGAUCUCAAUCGUCAUAUACUAACACAUACAGGAGAAAAGCCAUAUGAAUGUUGCUAUUGUAAGAAAGGAUUCUCUCAGAAAAGUGUACUCAAUCGUCAUAAACUAAUACAUACGGGAGAAAAGCCAUAUGAAUGUUGCUAUUGUAAGAAAGGAUUUUCUCGGAAAAGUACACUCAAUUGUCAUAUACUAGCACAUACAGGAGAAAUGCCAUAUGAAUGUUGCUAUUGUAAGAAAGGAUUUUUACGGAAAAAUGAUCUCAAUCAACAUAUACUAAUACAUACAGGAGAAAAGCCAUAUGAAUGUUGCUAUUGUAAGAAAGGAUUUUCACAGAAAAGUGUACUCAAUCGUCAUAAACUAUCACAUACAGGAGAAAAGCCCCAUGAAUGUUCGCACUGUAAUAAAGGGUUUUCUGAGAAAAGAAGUCUCACCCAACACCUCCUAACACACACAGGAGAAAAGCCAUAUGAAUGUUCAUACUGCAAGAAAAGGUUUUCUAAGAAAAGCAAUCUCACCCAACACCUCCUAACACACACUGGAGAAAAGCCAUAUGAAUGUUACUUUUGUAAGAAAGGAUUCUCUCAGAAAAGUGUACUCAAUCAACAUAUACUAAUACAUACAGGAGAAAAGCCAUAUGAAUGUUGCUAUUGUAAGAAAGGAUUUUCACAAAAAAAUCAUCUCAAUCGUCAUAUACUAACCCAUUCAGGAGAAAAGCCAUAUGUAUGUUGCUAUUGUCACAAAGGAUUUUCACAAAAAAGUGCUCUCAACCAUCAUAUACUAACACACACAGAAGAAAAGCCAUAUGAAUGUUGCUAUUGUAAACAAAGAUUCUCUCUGAAAAGUGCACUCAAUUGUCAUCUACUAACACACCCAGAAGGAAAGCCACAUGAAUGUUCACACUGUAAUAUAAGGUAUUCUGAGAAAAGAAAUCUCACCCAACACCUCCUAACGCACACAGGGGAAAAGCCCUAUCAAUGUUGCUAUUGUAAGAAAGGAUUUUCUCGGAAAGAUGUACUCAAGCUUCAUCUCCGAACACACACAGGAGUAAAGCCAUAUGAAUGUUACUUUUGUAAGAAAGGAUUCUCUCAGAAAAGAAAUCUCACCCAACACCUCCUAACACACACAGGAGAAAAGCCAUAUGAAUGUUCAAACUGUAAGAAAGGGUUUUCUGAGAAAAGAAGUCUCACCCGACACUUCCUCACACACACAGGAGAAAAGCCGUAUGAAUGUUCAAACUGCAAGAAAAGGUUUUCUCAGAAAAGCAAUCUCACCCAACACCUCCUAACACACACAGGAGAAAAGCCAUAUGAAUGUUCACACUGCACGAAAAGGUUUUCUCUGAAAAGUAGUCUUAAACGUCAUCUCCGAACACACACAGGAGAAAAGCCAUAUGAAUGUUCAAACUGUAAGAAAGGGUUUUAUGAGAAAAGAAGUCUCACCCAACACCUCCUAACACACACAGGAGAAAAGCCAUAUGAAAGUUCACACUGCAAGAAAAUGUUUUCUCUGAAAAGUACUCUUACCUGACACCUACAAACACACACAGGAGAAAAGCCAUAUGAAUGUUCACACUGCACGAAAAGGUUUUCUCUGAAAAGUACUCUUAAACGUCAUCUCCGAACACACACAGGAGAAAAGCCAUAUGAAUGUUCAAACUGUAAGAAAGGGUUUUAUGAGAAAAGAAGUCUCACCCAACACCUAACACACACAGGAGAAAAGCCAUAUGAAUGUUCAAACUGUAAGAAAGGGUUUUAUGAGAAAAGAAGUCUCACCCAACACCUAACACACACAGGAGAAAAGCCAUAUGAAUGUUCAAACUGUAAGAAAGGGUUUUCUGAGAAAAGUAGUCUCACCCAACACCUCCUAACACACACAGGAGAAAAGCCCUAUGAAUGUUCAUACUGCAAGAAAAGGUUUUCUAAGAAAAUCACUCUAACCCAACACCUCCUAACACACACAGGCGAAAAGCCAUAUGAAUGUUCAAACUGUAAGAAAGGGUUUUCUAAGAAAAGCAAUCUCACCCGACACUUCCUCACACACACAGGAGAGAAGCCAUAUGAAAGUUCACACUGCAAGAAAAUGUUUUCUCUGAAAAGUACUCUUACCUGACACCUACAAACACACACAGGAGAAAAGCUGUAUAAAUGUUCACACUGCAAGAAAGGGUUUUCUAAGAAAAGCUAUCUCACCCAAAACCUCCUCGUACACAAAAGAGAAAAGCCAUAUGAAUGUUCACACUGCAAGAAAAGGUUUUCUAAGAAAAGAAAUCUCACCCAACACUGAUGAGGUCGAGGGUCUUAGAAUUGGUAGAUACUCAUGAUAAUAGACGAAUCGGCAGUCAGGUUUGUUGUGAUGGAGACAUGUUUAUUAAACUACGACGGAUACCGGAUAUUCGGAUAUCGCAUAUCUUAACAUCCCCCUUCCUCUGGAAAGAUUGGGAAUCAGUGAACAUCACUGAUUGAUGAUUAAUAACAUACUAGCAGGAGCCGUGGAAAAUCCACGGGAUUCUAGGGGGAGGGCAGGGGAGGGGGAGGGCAGGGGAGGGGUAAAUAGAAAGAGGCCUAGACCCUAUGUGCUAUCGAAAAUAAAAUUUGAUUAUUUUUAUAUAAGGUCUAGGCCUAGAAUCUAGACGAUUUUUAUAAUGCUGUUUGACCAUGAAUGGCGCACCGUAAUACCCGUUUUAAUGCAUUGAUUUGAUGAAGGAACUGUAUCAUAGUAUAAGUAUUCUAUCCAGCUAUAGACAAUGCCAAUGGCUAUGUUUUUAAACGACCGUCUGAUUUUCUUGUGAAAACUUUACUUUGAAAAAUGAUUAUCGAAAUUCAGCAUACAACUAUACAUGGACAGAAUAAUCACAAUCUAAACUCAGGUUUCAUACCUCUAUAGUCACGAAACUAUAUUGAAAUAGGGGCAAUAAGAGCAAUUUCAAAAUGGUGUCGAGUCUACUCUAUAAUAGCUCAGCUCAGCUCACCUCACCUCACACAGUCACAGUCACACAGUCACAGUUCCGACAGUGCUCGGCAGCAGUAGCGCACUGCACUGCCCGUGCCUCACGGCAGCUAGCUUGCAACUGAACUGUCAGUUACGAUGAAUUUCUUGUGAAAACUUUACUUUGAAGAAUGAUUUUCAAAAUUCAGUAAACAUGAACAGGAUAAUACCAAAGUAACCCUGCUUGCAUACCUC
Messenger RNA from Strongylocentrotus purpuratus (purple sea urchin), 4565 nucleotides. Its product is annotated as zinc finger protein 271-like. Gene Ontology annotation, biological process: regulation of transcription by RNA polymerase II. The record is from RefSeq and is a predicted model, not a curated record. Gene Ontology annotation, molecular function: RNA polymerase II cis-regulatory region sequence-specific DNA binding; DNA-binding transcription factor activity, RNA polymerase II-specific. Bases 264 to 2912 code for a protein of 882 amino acids. NCBI's taxonomy places the organism in Eukaryota, Metazoa, Echinodermata, Echinoidea, Camarodonta, Strongylocentrotidae. The transcript is spliced from 4 exons.